AAACGUUCUAUUGAAAUACGUAUUGCUACCGAAAACGUCCUUUGCAGGAAUUUGACGACUUCUGUUCGUACGUGAUCGACUUGCCGGGGAGUUUCCCCACUCCGAAAUUCGCAGGGCAAAUUACGCCGCAGGGGUUCAGUCUAAUGUCAAAUUUCGAAGUGAUUAGAUGUGUAUCGGUGUCACUCCGUGGCAGAUUAUUGCUCGACUACGCGGAAAAUUUGGAGAUGUUAGGAACAUGCAACGAAAUUACAAAUGGCGCCACAAAAUUCAAAAGGACGCCAUGAUGACUAAUGGUUUCUCAUUCCUUCCUUUUCAUCCUGUUUUCUGGAAAGGACUUAGUGAUGCUUAAAAAACCAAGAAUAUUUCUUCCAGUCUUUGCUUUUUUUCAUGGGAUUCAACGAUUCCUGUCUAAUGAUAGGCUUCACGAUGACGUUCCACAGGGCACAAUACAUCGAUGACAACGUUCUUCGCAACUAAUCACGAGGUGUUUUGGAGCUGACACACUCUUCUGUUCCUGCCACUGGGGUGAUUCCCCGAACUCAAGGAUGCGGUGGGCAAGGAGACACGCCAGCUACCAUCACUGAAAUUCACCUUCUACCACCUGAAACCUGCGACUGCCAGCCUAAUAAGGCCACCUGGAAUCCGAUCCAAAAACAAAAAGCACCACGAGGACGAAGUACCAAACCUACUCCAUGGAUCUAACGGAGGCAUUCGCCCCAGGAGGGGGUGGGGAAGAUCUGCCAAAGACCGAUUUCUUCGACUUCGUCGUCUCUCCGCCACCGCAUUGUGCCUCCACGGACGGCGUGUCCGACGAAGAAAGCUUCCUGCAUCGUACCACCUGCAGAAGCAUCGGCUACCUCCAGCAAGGUCACGAGGAACACGAAACUAAUCGCGAAUUACACAGCUCGCCGUUCAUCAAAGAAACCAAUAACAACACUCUGACAGCACUACCCCCAGUCUCGACGAUUACUGGCUCCCUCAGCCACCAUCACCACCAUCACCACGUGAGGACGCACCAUAGCGCCUGCAACGUUCAACAGAGCAACGAGCAAACACCGAUGGAUCAGUCGGAUUGCGAUUAUUGGGGCACGGACGAGAGCAAAGAGCAGACCUGUAAUAUACUCUUGGAAGACCUGAACAAGUACUGCUGGUCGGCCCACGCUAAUGCUCAGAGCCACGGGAAUGAUAACGUGAGCGUUCAUCAAGGUUCUAACGAGCAUCAUCAAGGAGUAGGUCGAGGAUGCUCAGCCAACGACAGACAAAAUACGGACGGCGCGAUUUACACGUUGACCGUGUUGAACAACGAAGCCAACUCUAUGGAUGCAUUAGAUUGUUGCAAGAGUCCAGCGCCCACGUCCAGUGAUUCUUGGUCUCUGCGACCGAAUCUAGACCUGGACGCUAUACUGAGCAUGGAACCUGCGUCUACCGAGCAGGAACACGAUCAGACCAGUAGCGUGACCGAAGUGUCGCGGACAGUCAACGACAGGUUUCAUCCAGAUCGUUUCUCUGUUGCAUCCUCCCAAUAUGCUACAGACGACAGCGGAUUUGUCGAAAGUAAGGAAUUAUGCGGCCGAGGAUCAUCCAGUGGUGGCAAUUGCACAGGAGGCGAUAAUAAUAACGAUUGGAAGCUUUCUGAUCAGAAUCUGCAGGAAGCUGCGGCCGCAGCUGCAGCUGCUGUCGCGGUUGGAGCAGGUGACUCGGCGGAGAGUCUUCUAAGAAGCGCUCUUCAAGGAAAAUUGUACACAGGUCCGACUCAAGUAGUUUCGUCUUCCUCGCCGUCUACUCAAGGAUCCACUAUAUCCAUGCCUGUGACGAGCAACGCUGGGUUGCAGAUAGUGUCCGACCAACAACCGCAGCAACAGCAACAACAGACUCAACAACAGCAGCCGCAGCAACAACAGCAGGAUGAAUCUAUGCACACUUGUACCGAUGAAGAUCUGUUGCUGUCCCAGUUAGACCAAACGACCUAUCGUCCCGGUGAUUACGAGAAGCUGAAGAGCAUAGCCAACGAAGUGGUAGAGUCGUACUGCAGUUUGGAGCCCGUUUGCAACGUGUCUGCGACGACAACGGUUAUGUACACGCUAGAUCCAACCAGUGGGAGUCUGGGAACGAUAACUCUUCCCGCGGAUCUGGGCCAAGUUAGCACGGUUACAGUAGUAACAGCGGCUCAGCAGGAUGUUCUACAGCAACAAGCUACUCCUCGAACCGAGGUGGAGCAACAACAGUCCACCAACCAGCUUCAGAUAACUCCGUCCAGAGUGGUCACGACUAAAGCUCCCAAGAAGUACUGUCGACGUACCAACAGAAACAGCAGCAACUCGAACGCAGCCAGCAACGGCAGCAGUGGUUCAGAGACCGGUGGAAGCACCAGUGGCACGCAGCAAGGCGCUUCCGGCGGUUCUCCAGGCAGCGUCCAACGCAAGGAACGUUCGCUGCACUAUUGCAGUAUCUGUAGCAAAGGCUUCAAGGACAAAUACAGCGUCAACGUUCACAUCAGAACUCAUACCGGCGAGAAGCCUUUCGCCUGUUCCUUAUGUGGCAAGAGUUUCCGACAGAAGGCGCACUUGGCAAAGCACUAUCAGACCCACGUGACGCAGAAGCCCAGUGUCCAGCAGCAAGCGACCGGCAGUAGCACCAGCAACAGCGGAAACAGUGGGAAUCCCAGUCCAUCCGGCGAAACGAGUAGCUCGACGACGAGCAGCGUGACAAAUAGGAGUCAACCGCACCAAGUGUCUGUCGAUCCAGCGGGGACCGCCUGUAAUCCACCCAGUUAGUUGCAUUGGGAGAACCAGACGGCCCACACCCGGUUCCCAGUGUCCAGUUGGACGCGUUCGAUCGUUGCUACUCCAUUCUCUAUUCCCGGUGGCACGGUGCGGAUUUUGCACGACGGUGAUGGUCAACGAAGGAUACACCGUGCGAGUCUUCCUCUAUUACUAUUCACUUCUACGUAUCUCUCUUUCUGUCUCUUUAAUUCUUGCUCUUCCUUACCCUCGUUUCUCUGUCUCUCUGUUUCUUCGUACUCUCCGAUUACGAUCUUCGUUCACUUGGAGAGGCCGCGCGGGAAUGAUUUACGACCGGACAGGUCGCGGAACCCCCGGCACAGAGCGAACCAUGACCAAGGAUCGCGAGAUCGGCCAACGUCCAUGGACUAAUUUUUAGACAGGCGUCUCGCGAUCUCGUCUUAGAGAGAAUUUCCUGCUGAUUGGGAGAACGAUCCGGGAUAUUUAUUCGAGUUGCACGCGGCGGUGCUCACGAGUUACGCCAGAAAGAGCGAACUGGUAGCCGCUGGUAGCUGAUCCUCGUAAAACGCAUGGGCUUCAGCGAGCCACGCCGCGGAACGCUCCCUCGAACGCUUUCCUUUCUAGGCGUUUCCGAUAUCGCGUGUGGUCGUUGGAAGAGAUAUAGCGAUAUCGUAAAUUUGCAAAGAAAUAGAAGUUUAUGGACUUCGAGAAUCGAGUAAUUUGAAACGUUUUUGAGAGACUGUUCGAGGACACUUUGAGAGAGGAUCUAGAGCUUCAUUUAGAGUCGACUGAUGUCAAGUCGUUGUCAGUAGCAGUUUUUCCUUUGCUGCGUAUUUUCGAAGAUUUGUUUUCUGAAAGAGACGAUUACAUCUAUAGUGAUGUAUAUAACUUGAAACGAAAACUCACAGCCGAGAUCGUGUAUCGAAACUAAGCUCAACUUGUGUUAUACGGAUUUUUCUAAUUAACACGCGUAAACAUUUGUUUAUUUUCACGUUACGUUUCUUAAGCAUUAACUUAUUCCGAAUUUAUACUCUGCGAGCUAGGAUUUCAUCACAUCGUUGGAUCUAGUAACGAUGAUCGAAGAAGACUAGGAUAAUUUAAAACAAAGAAGGUUCUUGUAAUCGAUGAAUUUAUAUUCUGCAAGCUCAGGUUUUAUAACACGUCGUUAAAUUUAACAACGAUGAUAGAAAUUGCCUUUGAGAAACACGUGUCGGUACCACCGUCUAACCGAAUCUAACGUUUCAUUUUACGACCUCGCUAUAUCUCUUGCAGGCACUGUACCCUUGUCUCACGCGUAACAACGUUUUCUUAAUCGAAUGCCGUCCUUAGAAUCGCGAUCGAAUCGCGUGUCGUGAAUUUAUCCGCUGCAGAAUGAAGCUUCCGGCGACUUCCAUAGCCGUUCCUAUCGCCGAUAUAAAUUUCUGCAUGUAUCGUUCGAUUUUUCUAACGAAUACGAUCUGUGAAUAGCGCACGCGUCUGGAAACUCGCAUUGGCGAUGCUCGUUACGAAGCGUGUUAUUCCGGUCGAUAAGUUCACGAUGAUUAGGUUAAGCAGGCGAGCAUAGAUCGCCCUUUAUUUUUUUAUUCUCAUAAUUAAUUAUUCGUCGUUCGAUAUCGAUUGAUCCAGGUCGUUUAACGUGUCUCGAAAGAAACAAUGGAAUAAAAUGACGGGAAAUGUAAAAGUAUAAAAGCGAAGAGAAAAAGAGAGACGAAUAAAGGUGUGAAAACGCGAGAAAGAGAGAACGUCGAAGGAUUUAAGUAACGUGGUGGGGAGUAGGGAAGUCUACUAAACGAUCUUGAGCGAUCAAUUGAUUUCAAACGAGCUAUAGUCGAAUCGUCGAUCGACGGUGGUUCAACGCGAAACGAUUCGGUGAAAUUGUUGUUCCUAAAACGACUUGUUUGCUGUUUCAAACGAGAGAGAGAGAGAGAGAGAGAAGAAAAAAAGAAAACGACCACGUCGACGAUGAUCGUACACGAUGAUCGAUAUUUAAAUUACCGCUACGAGAUAUUAACGUUGAAGAUAUUUUACAGAGAA
Bombus huntii is the source of this 4775-nucleotide messenger RNA. Its product is annotated as protein sister of odd and bowel-like. Lineage: Eukaryota; Metazoa; Arthropoda; Insecta; Hymenoptera; Apidae. Gene Ontology annotation, molecular function: RNA polymerase II transcription regulatory region sequence-specific DNA binding; DNA-binding transcription factor activity, RNA polymerase II-specific. The coding region runs from base 693 to 2774 and encodes 693 amino acids. The transcript has 6 exons. Gene Ontology annotation, cellular component: nucleus. Gene Ontology annotation, biological process: embryonic hindgut morphogenesis; embryonic pattern specification; embryo development. The record is from RefSeq and is a predicted model, not a curated record.